ACCUGAAUUAAACGAGUUAAUUUCGCGCGUUCGACGUGAGUGGCUGGAAAGCUUCCAUUUCGAGCAUUUUUCCCCACGCGGUUGACUUCCUCCGUGUGGGUUGACUGUUGCCCUCCACUGGGUUGAUUCCUGCGCCCAGUUUCUUCCCCCCCGCGGAGAAAUUCCCUCCCAAGAAGCGCCAUUGGAGCGGAACUUUUUCCCAACGGGAGAGGCAACAAAGAGGAAAGCCACGCUUGAGCGUAAGGCUUGAAAAGGAACCGUAUCCCCGCGCGGGUGUGAAUUGCUUGCCAACCGGUUUGUCGUGACCAUCAGGGGAGGGGCACAGCUGGCCAGUAAGGGCGCCCAUCAAAAUUUGUUUGCCGCUCAUUAAAAUUUGUUGGCUGCUCAUCGAGAUUGCUUCGCCACUCGUCAAUAUUUCCUCGCUGCCCCCCCGCGGCGCAGUCAAAAUGGCGGACGGCAACCCCGCUGAUGGCUGCUCCCCCGCGGUGAAGGGCGAGGAGGGGGAGGUGGGGAAGAGCCUACCCAGUGCGAAGCAGCCGAACAAGGGAAGCAAGGCCUCAUUUGACAUAUUUUCGUACCUACAUAGGGUGUAUGCAAAGUACGGGCUGUAUGAAGAGGACCUGGAGAGGUUCCUCCUGUACGUGAAAAGAAGGAGAGCCAAGUUAAAGGGGAAGGUUUUAUGCAAAAUGAAAAAAGUGGGAAAUAAAUACAUAACGAGGCUGUACGAAACGGAUAAUGUGGAUGAGAAGUACCUAGAGUUGUUGCUACUAGAUGUGGAGGCAUGCCGAUGUAGGUAUAUCAAAAUAAAAACGGAUGUAAAUAAUUUGAAAAUACCAUACAGAUCUACGUAUUGUUACUUGAGGAGAGUGAAGAGAGCCAUGGGUAAAGUGAAAUUUAUGAGUCACUCCGUUGAAGCCGCUGUGGAUAAGAACACAGACCUGCAGAUGAAGUGCUACAAUGCGUACGUCCAAACAGCGUACCUCUUGGAAGGGAAGAAAUUUGAGGAGGGCUUAUCAAAAGUGGGGGAGUUUACCAAGCUGGUGAAGCUGGUCAAAAGGGCCAUGCUGAAUGAAAUCGUGGAGGGGACGCGCUACACCGGGGAAGGCAAAAAAGACGGAGAGGAAGAAAAAGGUGGCUCACCUGUUGCUUCGCCAUCGGAAGAACGCAGACAAAGCCGUGCCAGCCAACAUACCCAAAAUGAACUUACAGAAAACACCCUCAUGAAUAGCAAAGGGAAUCUACUCAUCGAAGCGGAACGCCGCAUUGACGAAACGUUCGACUACUUCCUCUCCGUUAUUCACUCAUACGAACGUAUCUGCCUGUACAAUUUGAAAAAAAACAAAUUAAGCAGCUUCGAUGAGAAGCUACACGACGAAGAGGUACCCCUAAGGGAGAGGAAAAAAAAAACAUCCAUCACGGAAAUGACGGACGAGAGCAAGGACAUAUCAACUUAUAAAAAACUUGAAAUUUAUAUGAUCGAAAAUACUGUGCAGAUUAAAAUUGAAUACAGUACGUAUGAACUGAAGGGGAACGGAGACUCCCUCCAGGGGGACUACUCCAGUUUGCUAAAAAUAAAAAAUGCCCUAGAUAACGUGAAAAAUGUAAUUCCCAUGGAGGAAAUUGCAAAGCUGAAUGAAAAUUUCAAUUUGAGAGAAGUCACAUCGUGUGUGAAUAAAGAGGAGUUUCCACUUUUUAAAUUUUUAAAUUCUUAUGAAGCCAAUUUUAUUGUGCAUAAUUAUGGUCAGGCAUUUGCAAAAUACUACGAAUGUCUGACCAUCAUUCAUGAGCAGUUAAUCAAAUCAACUGGGGGGAAUAAAAAGGCAUCUGCGAGUGGUACUCAUCUGAGUAGGGGAAACCUUCUACAUGAAGACCACCAAAUGAUGGAGAAAAUUUGGAACCACAUAGAACAGUACCUCUCUUGUGAAAAGUUAUACGCAGACACAGAACGUACCCUCCUUGUGCUGAUGAAGUUUUUAUUUUCCAUAUACUCAGCUAGCCAUUUGAAAAACUUCCCACUUGGAAAUAAAAAAAAUUUUGGAGACAUCAUCGAAGAAAUGCCCCUGCUGCACACAGGAAUUCGAUACGCAGAUAUUUUGAAGCAGAACGUAGACGAAUUGAACAAGUUAAAACAUAAUGACGAAAUUUUUAUUAACAUUUUACAGAUUAUUAAAAAUGUCAAAUCUUUUUGCCUCGCUUGUCACUAUGCAGUGGCUGGGAAAAAUGCGGAAGCUCACGUACUCUUCGAUUUAGUGAAAACGAGAAAUUAUGUGUACACGAAAAUGCAACAAAUGCAGAUGAUUCAUAAUGAAGCGUUGCUGCGAAUUGCCAUCCUCUUCAACCGACUGCAGGACGUCAUUUCGCUGGUCAAUGAGAAAUAUUACUUCCGCCAUUUGUCCAUCUACGCUUUGCAGGUGAAAACCAAGUGCGUGCCGUCCAAUCAGAAAUUAUUUUCUGUAGACAAUUCCUUUUUUGAGCAGAAAAUGACCCAAAUGUGCAUGGACCCGCUGCGCAUCGACAUGAUGCAGUUGUGCCGCGACUCCGUUUUGCUCAACCCGGACGCUCACAAGGAGGAGGAGAAGUCCUCCGGGAUUAGGGGCCUGCUCCGCUCCUUCUGGAAGUAGUAGCGAGGGGUUCUCCGUGGGAAGGACCCAUCUCACGUGCGAACAGGAUUACUGUUUUUACGCCCUCUAUGGGCAUGCGUUUCACCCCU
Molecule: messenger RNA, 2710 nt
Organism: Plasmodium vivax (malaria parasite P. vivax)
Lineage: Eukaryota; Apicomplexa; Aconoidasida; Haemosporida; Plasmodiidae
Exons: 1
Coding region: 447-2621 (724 amino acids)
Biological process (GO): SRP-dependent cotranslational protein targeting to membrane
Cellular component (GO): signal recognition particle, endoplasmic reticulum targeting
Molecular function (GO): 7S RNA binding; endoplasmic reticulum signal sequence receptor activity; signal recognition particle binding
Source: RefSeq, a predicted model, not a curated record